AUGGCGGUCCCUGCACUCCUGAACGGCUAUGGCGCGCUGCCGCCGCCCGACCAGCUGCCAGAGGGGGACAUCCGCCGCGAGCGACCCCGCUUCAAGGCAUACGAGAAGGCGAGGGGGCGCCCGAUCGACAGGCGCUGCCGCUGCCGCUGCCCGCGGCCGAACAUUGCUCUGGUGGAGAAGAUCAAGGGUGUGGCUGCCGCCAAGGGCUGCACCCCCGCGCAGCUGGCGCUGGCCUGGGUCAUCUCCCGGGGCAGCGACGUCGCUCCCAUCCCCGGCACCACAAAGGUGGCGCGUCUGGAGGAGAACGUGGGCGCGCUGGGUGUGGAGCUCAACACUGCUGACCUGGCGGCGCUGGAAGGGCUGGGGGCAGAGGUGGUGGGGGACCGCUACGAUAACAUGAAGGGUGGGUCCAUGGGAGGGGAGGGGCUGGGGGCGGAGGUGGUUGGGGACAAUGCUUCGUCGUACCACUACGGUCGCAAGUGA
Monoraphidium neglectum is the source of this 483-nucleotide messenger RNA. Its product is annotated as aldo/keto reductase. The coding region runs from base 1 to 483 and encodes 160 amino acids. The transcript has 5 exons. NCBI's taxonomy places the organism in Eukaryota, Viridiplantae, Chlorophyta, Chlorophyceae, Sphaeropleales, Selenastraceae. The record is from RefSeq and is a predicted model, not a curated record. Gene Ontology annotation, cellular component: cytoplasm.